UGCCCACCCCGCCCCCCUUGCUGCUGAAGUGCUGGUCUUAAGAGCCAACGAUUUCCCAGAAGCGUCCGUCGCCUAGGGCGGGGAUCCUGUCCCUCCCUGCCGCGAGGAGUUUGAGGAGGCGGCAGCUCACUGGGGGUUGGGUGUAGCCAGCGCGAGCCCAAGCAGGGCUUUAUAAGGGGCCGUCCCGCCCGGGGCUGGCAAGUCUAGAUUCCUGGAGAGUAUCAUGGCGAUAGGCACAGCACUUCUGGGGCUCCUCGCUUUCCUGCUCGGCUGCUCCGGCACCUCUGCCAAACCCCAAAAUUCUGAGCGCUUCGCCAUGCGGAAGUGCGUCCUGACUGGCAACUGGACCAAUGACCUCGCCUCCACCAUGCAGAUCAACAGUGUCAGUGACACGGGGGUGUUCAGCGGCCUUUACGCAACGGCCGUUAAGAACUCUGCCAAUCCCAUCCGGCCAUCCCUGCUGCAGGGCGUCCAGCGCCAGGGGCGCCAGCCCACCUUCGGCUUCACCGUCAACUGGAACUUCGCUGAGUCCACCACCGUCUUUGUGGGCCAGUGUUUCCUGGAUGCGAAGGGAAAGGAGCAGCUGAAGACCACCUGGUUGCUGCGCGAGGUGGUGGGGUCCAGGAGAGACGAUUGGAGAGCAACCAAGGUUGGCAUGAACACUUUCUACCGCACCAAGUGAGAGGAUGAAGAGAGCAAAACUUCCAUGGUCUCUGCCUUGGGAGAUGGGGAGAGGUGGAGGGUGAGCCUUCCUACCUCACCCAUCAGCCACUCUUCUCCAAUAAAAUGUU
Messenger RNA from Ahaetulla prasina, 791 nucleotides. RefSeq names its product avidin-like. Gene Ontology annotation, molecular function: biotin binding. The transcript has 4 exons. NCBI's taxonomy places the organism in Eukaryota, Metazoa, Chordata, Lepidosauria, Squamata, Colubridae. The record is from RefSeq and is a predicted model, not a curated record. Bases 224 to 682 code for a protein of 152 amino acids.